Molecule: messenger RNA, 282 nt
Organism: Necator americanus (New World hookworm)
Lineage: Eukaryota; Metazoa; Nematoda; Chromadorea; Rhabditida; Ancylostomatidae
Exons: 3
Coding region: 1-282 (93 amino acids)
Source: RefSeq, a predicted model, not a curated record
AUGCGAGUUCUACUACUCUUGCUGCUGGUGAUCACAGUCAGCUGGGCGUUCGAUAAGAAUUUGCUGAAGAAGGGGAAGAAAAGCAAUGGAUACGAAAAGCAUCCAAUCUCUCGUCGAGUGCUACGAUUCGAACGUUCGGUACGAUCCGCUGAAUUCCCGCAACCCGGCGAACUCCCGUUCCCUAUGCUUGAUUUCGCAAAAAUUCUACCUGAAAUUCCCGUGAAAUACAAGCCGAGUCGUGUGAUGCCGGACACUGACUAUCAACCGGAAUUGGAGUUCUAA